AUGAUGAAAAGACGAUGGUCCAAUAACGGGGGCUUUACCGCCCUGCGCAUGCUGGACGAGAGCAGCUCCGAGGUGACGUCCUCCUCGGCCGCGCUGGUCAUGUCGCCGGGCAUGACGAUGUCACCGACGUCGCUCGGCUCACCGGAGUACAACGAUCUCGAGCUGUGGGGCGCAUACGAUGAGAACGCGUACAACGGUCACAGUGUCCUGUCGAACGGGAACAAUAAUCUCGGCGGCGGUGGCUGCGGUGCCGUCGCCGCCAACCAGCUGCUGAUGAACGGCAUCAUGAACGGUGGCAACAACCUGAACGGUAUGAUGAACGGGAUCGGUCUCGGGCCGGGUUCGGUCGGCCCGACUGGUGGUGCGCAGGCCAGCACCAACCAGAUACAGCAGUUUGUCGGCAACCUGAUCAACGGCAUGAACCACUCGCAGACGAUCAUACCACCGCUGCCCUCGAUCAUACAGAACACGAUCAUGAACACACCGCGCAGCGAAUCGGUCAACUCCAUCUCGUCAGGACGUGAAGAUUUGUCGCCGUCGAGCAGUCUUAACGGCUACACCGGCGAUGGCAGUGAGGCGAAGAAGCAGAAAAAGGGUCCAACGCCACGGCAACAGGAGGAACUUUGUCUCGUGUGUGGUGACCGGGCAUCCGGCUAUCACUACAAUGCGCUUACCUGCGAAGGUUGCAAGGGAUUCUUCCGACGUAGUGUCACCAAGAAUGCGGUCUACUGCUGCAAGUUUGGCCAUGCGUGCGAGAUGGACAUGUACAUGCGGCGCAAGUGCCAGGAGUGUCGGUUGAAGAAGUGUCUCGCGGUUGGCAUGCGGCCGGAGUGCGUCGUGCCGGAAAACCAGUGCGCGAUCAAGCGGAAGGAGAAGAAGGCGCAGAAGGAAAAGGAUAAGGUACAGACGAACCCUUCCACCACUGUUAGUACAACGAACAGCAGCUACAAGUCGGAGCUGCUGCCGGUAUUAAUGAAGUGCGAAUCACCGCCCACCGCAGCGAUACCGCUACUACCGGAGAAACUGUUGAAUGAAAACCGACAAAGAAAUAUACCUCUACUGACGGCUAAUCAGAUGGCCGUCAUCUACAAGCUCAUCUGGUACCAGGAUGGAUACGAGCAACCGUCGGAGGAAGAUCUCAAGAGGAUAAUGAUUAACUCACCAAACGAGGAAGAAGAUCCCCACGAAAUCCACUUCCGGCACAUAACGGAAAUCACCAUUCUCACAGUACAACUUAUCGUCGAGUUCGCGAAGGGACUACCAGCAUUUACGAAGAUCCCGCAGGAGGAUCAAAUAACGUUACUAAAGGCGUGCUCCAGUGAGGUAAUGAUGUUGCGAAUGGCCCGCCGGUACGACGCCGAAACCGACUCCAUCCUUUUUGCCAACAACCGAUCGUACACGCGCGACUCGUACAAGAUGGCGGGCAUGGCGGAUACGAUCGAGGACCUGCUACACUUCUGCCGGCAGAUGUACACGCUCACGGUGGACAACGUGGAGUACGCGCUGCUAACGGCGAUCGUCAUCUUCUCCGAUCGACCCGGUCUCGAGAAGGCCGAACUGGUUGAGACGAUCCAGAGCUACUACAUCGACACGCUGCGCGUCUACAUCCUGAACCGGCACGGUGGCGAUCCCAAGUGUAGCGUCACGUUUGCGAAGCUGCUCUCGAUACUGACCGAGCUGCGGACGCUCGGGAACCAAAACUCGGAGAUGUGCUUCUCGCUUAAGCUGAAGAACCGCAAGCUGCCCCGCUUCCUGGAGGAGAUAUGGGACGUGCAGGACAUACCACCGGUUGGGCUGGCACGGCAUCAAGAGCUGGUCGCACAGCAGCAGCAACAGCAGCAACAACAGCACCACCAACAGUCGGACAAUCCGAACGCUUCCUCAAUGGCAUCCACCUCGUCGAACAUUGUCGUCGUCAGCAACGGUGUACAGCUUGGAUCGAUGCAGCAAUCCAGUCAGCUACAGCAGCAGCAGCAGCAACAGGUUCACAGUAAUGGCGGUGUGCCCACGCUUCCCAUCGGUACUAACGUGGGGGUGGUCAGCAACGGUUCCGUGAACGGCGGUAGCAACAGUAGUAGUAACGGCGCGAACGGCACCGGUAGCACAAGUAAUAGUAGUAACAGCAGCAGCAGCAGCAGUAGUAAUAACACCAGUAGCACUAACAACAGCAGCAGCAGUAAUAGUAGUAGCAACGGACUGCUCUCCACUGUCGGAAUGCUCGAACACGUAUAG
Molecule: messenger RNA, 2232 nt
Organism: Anopheles marshallii
Lineage: Eukaryota; Metazoa; Arthropoda; Insecta; Diptera; Culicidae
Product: ecdysone receptor
Exons: 6
Coding region: 1-2232 (743 amino acids)
Biological process (GO): positive regulation of transcription by RNA polymerase II; ecdysone receptor signaling pathway; cell differentiation
Cellular component (GO): nucleus
Molecular function (GO): ecdysone binding; RNA polymerase II cis-regulatory region sequence-specific DNA binding; nuclear receptor activity
Source: RefSeq, a predicted model, not a curated record